Messenger RNA from Xyrauchen texanus (razorback sucker), 5548 nucleotides. RefSeq names its product protein shisa-like-1a. The coding region runs from base 279 to 854 and encodes 191 amino acids. The record is from RefSeq and is a predicted model, not a curated record. Lineage: Eukaryota; Metazoa; Chordata; Actinopteri; Cypriniformes; Catostomidae. The transcript has 5 exons.
AUCAUCUCUCUCAGAUGACAGUCUGUGACUGCUCACUCACUGGAACAGUAAGAUGAGUGUGUACGUGUGUGUGUAGUGUACUCUAUCAGCGCUAAAGGAGAGUCUCAUUCAACAUGCUGUAACAUCAGGAAAACUGACUCCACAAAAAAGAAAGACACACAGAAAGAGAGCUUGCAGAACAAAUGUUAUGAGCACUUGGCAGUAAGCAAUGAGUGUGUGUUGACUGAAAAAGGCCCUUAAUCUCUCUCCUCCUACUGAGUCUUCAUGAGGACUGAGAGAUGACCAUGCAUGGCCACUGCAACUUCAACACCCUGGCCGUCAUCUUAAUCUUGCUUUCUACUGCAGCUCUCUCUGCACACUUCAGAGUGUGUGAGCCUUACUCCGAUCACAAGGGGCGAUAUCACUUUGGUUUCCACUGUCCUCGACUCUCAGACAACAAGACCUACAUAUUUUGCUGUCACCAUAACAAUACAGCCUUCAAAUACUGUUGCAACGAAACAGAGUUUCAGAGUGUGAUGCAGCUCAACCUCACAACCAAUUCAAACGGCUUUGCCCACAAUAACUACACUGCCCUCAUUGGUGUGUGGAUUUAUGGCUUUUUUGUCAUGGUCCUUCUUGCUUUGGACUUCCUAUACUACUCAGCCAUGAACUACGAGUUGUGUAGGGUGUAUCUUGAGAAAUGGGGGCUGGGUGGACGAUGGCUCAAACAGGCCAGGAGUCAGUGGCACAGUGCUGCUCAGGAGGGUGAACAGAACAUGGGAUCAGGCCUGAGUCAGCACCACCAUCCAAGGCACAGCUUGAGAGGGGAGGCACAGAGCCCAACACUCCUGACCUUCCAGACCUCUACAGCCUGAUAUUCAGCUUUGAUCACAUGAAUAUUUUUAAUAUGGCAAAGAAAGCUGGGGAGAAACAGCCAGAGAAUAUGGAGCUUUAGUUUGGAGACUCUUUCCUGGCCUCAUCUGCAUUUGUGACACAAACUGUGGCCGCUACCUCCUGCAGCUAUACUGGAUGGCAUUUUGUCCACAUACUGAUGCUGAGACUGAGCAUCCACCAUUGACAUCUGGAAACAUGUUUCUCAUACCAAUCAGAGGAGGCAUAUUCUACUAGCUGAAUUUACUCUCCAGCAACUGUCAAGAGACUUUUAAUGAGACUGGUGUCUAUUACGCCCACUACAUUGCCUUGUCAUUUUGGGAAUUAGGAUUUAGAUGCAGGGAAUAUGACUCCACCAAAAGAGAGAGAAGAGACUCUCAUCACCAUAUAUCUCUCUAGAACAUGUGUCUUGUUUGCACUGCUGUGAAGCCAUUGGUUGGUAUUUCUUGAAGUAGCGGAAAGGAUUAUUUAUUGUUGUCACCACGGUUGCACAAAAUGUAUCACAUUCAGAGCUCAUCAAAGAGAAAGGAAAAUUAUAAGUGAAAUUUAACCCAGCGGGAUUACAUAAAUCCUUUUUAAAUAGCAAUAGAGCAAAACAAUGCCCGCCCACUUAUUCAGCCAUCUGGGUUCCGGAAGUAUGUUUCCCAUUAAUGUUUCCCAUAGACUUUUCAUAAAAUCAAUAAUUAAAGAGUUGUAAGCCAUGAAACAAACCAACCAGCUCCGAGGUAAAUCACAACAUCACAAACUUUAUUUUAAGGCAAACAAGUAUUUUAAAAUUAUACAAAAAGACAAAGAUACAAGACUGUGUAUUUACCAUCUUUCAUGAGGGCAUAAACUACAAUCCCAUGAACCAGUGAUGGGAAUAUACAAUGCCUGGCCAUUUGGAUAUAAAUAGGCAGAUACUUAAGAGCCUCUGAUUGGAUCAUUAUACAGGGAUUAGUAUGUUUCUGCAGGCAACAAUUAUUUUAACCCUAACUGAUGCCGUGUGUAGCUUCUCAUUUCUUAAACGACCAUGUCGGAAGACAUAUCUCGUGGUUGUGGAAAAGAUGUUUCUGUGUUUCAGAAGGGGCAAAUUAUUGGCCUGCAUCAAGCAAAGAAAACAACUAAGGAUAUUGCUGAAAUCACUGGAAUUAUGUUAAGUACGGUCCAACGCAUUAUUAAAACCUGGAAGGAUAGUGGUGAACCGUCAACUUCGUGGAAGAAAUGUGGUCGGAAAAAAAUCUUGAAUGAUCGUGAUCAGAGAUCACUAAAACCAGACAUGGGGACUUGUGACUUGGUGACUUGGACUCGAGUCCACUCGAGUCGCUAUUUUUAUGACUUGUGACUUGACUUGACAAAAAUAAAAUACUUGAGACUUGACUCGGACUUGGAAGUUAAAGACUCGGGACUUGACUUGACUUGAGACAGGAAGACUUGAAUGACUUGAGUGUUAAUGACAUCAUGUUUUCAAUUUGAAUAUAAAAUAUGUAAAUUAUUUUAAAAAAUAAAGUUGAUCCAGCUGGAGCGCAGGCUGAGAAUACUCACGACACUAUAGGCUAUCAUCAGCCAUGCCCUCUCGUACCUUACGCACACCACGCCCACUUAGAUCAGAUAACACAUCAACAUGUCAGCCGUGGGGUAACGUUACCGAGGGUCAUCGCUUUCGGCUUCAAAAAUUAUUAUCAAGAUGGCAAAAGACGAACAGCGCUUUGCAAGACAUGCAACGUUAAGAUCGCGGACAGCCAGACGACAACCUCCAAUUUCGUCCGCCAUUUGAAGAGCCAUUCUGCCCAGUAAGUGCUUGUCAAUUUGUUAAUUUUAUCUGGUUAGUUGGUAGUUAGCUAAUGUAAUAAUAGCAGGGUUCCCACGGGUCCUUGAAAUCCUUGAAAGUUUGUGAAUCUGAAAAAUAAAAUUCAAGGCCCUGGAAAGUUCUUGAAAAUAAACAUACAUAGAUACAGGUCCUUGAAAGUGCUUGAAUUUAUUUUGUGCAAGAAGUUUUCUGGAAAAAAAAAAUCUGUCCAUUAAUUUUUUAUUUCGCCAACACUUCGUGGCUUAUGCUGCAUACUAGCCUGCUUGAUUUACCUUAGUUACGCGCAUUUACGUUAAGUGUUUCCCGCGCGAGGUACUUUGUUUUGUACGUUGCCAUGACGUUCACGCGCGCUGGUACCUCAAGGUGCAAUACCUUUUAAAAGAGCUAAUGACUAAUGGAUAUACUCUGAGUGUGUGUGUGUGUGUGUGUGUGAGUGAGUGAGUGAGUGAGUGAGUGAGUGUGGGUGUGUGAGAGCGCGAGAGACGAGAGUGAGUGUGUGUGUGUGUGUGUGUGAGCGCGAGAGUGAGUGAGUGUGGGUGUGGGAGUGUGGGAGAGAGAGUGAGUGUGGGUGUGAGAGUGAGUGUGUGAGAGAGAGUGUGUGUGUGUGUGUGUGUGUGUGUGAGAGAGAGAGAGUGUGUGUGUGUGAGAGAGGGAGUGUGUGUGAGAGAAAGAGGAGAAAUGUAACAAAGUUUAAUGUAGGUAACUGUGUUUGAGAGAGAGGGAGAGAGAGGGAGGUGUUCUGAGAGGAGUCUGUUGGAUGUUAAGCUGUUAUUUGUUUUAUGGACUCAAUGUUGAAAAUUUAAAACAUUUCAAACACUGUUGGCAGAAGUGAAAAAUAAAUAAUUUUAUGAAGUUACAAUUUUGUUUGAUUCCAUGAUGUAUUUUACUGAACAUGAGUAUUGUAAUUUACUGACAGUUACUUAUAUCUUGUCUUUUCACUUUAUUAUGAUCAGAUUCUGCAGGUAAAAUUACAAUAAUAAGGUGACUUGACUUGGACUUGACUUGACAUAGCCUGUGACUUGACUUGGACUUGACUUGACAUAGCCUGUGACUUGACUUGACUUGACUUGCCCAAGAAAAAAAUACUUGGGACUUACUUGAGACUUGAAGGUUAAGACUUGAGACUUACUUGAGACUUGCACAUGUGUGACUUGGUCCCAUCUCUGACUAAAACCCUUGGUGAAGUCACAUCGUAAAAAUCGUCAGUAGAACUCACGGCUAUGUUUAAUAGUGAAAUUAAGAGCAUUUCCACAUGCACAAUGAGAUGAGAACUUACAGGAUUGGGACUAAACAUCCAUGUGGCCACAAGAAAGCCACUUAUUAGUGAGGCUAAUUGGAAGUGAUGCACCCGUCAUGCAUAGUGCCAACUGUACAACCCUCUGGAGGCAGUGCUAUGAUCUGGGGAUGCUUUAAUUGGUCAGGUCUAGGCUCAGCAAUGUUAUACAGCAAUAAAAUCAAAGUCACCAGACUUCCUGAAUGUACUGAAUGCCCAGGUUAUCCCAUCAAUGGAUUUUUCUUCCCUGAUGGCACGGGCAUAUUCCAGAACAACAAUGCCAAGACUCAUCAGGCUCAAAUUGUGAAAGUGGUUCAGGUAGCAUGAGGAAUAAUUUUCACACAUGAAUUGGUCACCAGAGUCCUGACCCUAACCACAUUUAAGGUCUUUGGGAUGUGCUGGAGAAAACUUUUCAGAGUGGUUCAACUCUACCGUCAUCAAUACAAGAUCUCGGCCCAAAAAUUAAUGCAAACUGGACAGAAAUAAAUGUUGUGAAGUUGCAUAAUGUUGUUGAAACAAUGCCAUGACAAAUGUGCGCUGUAAGUAAAGCUAAAGGGGGUCAAACAAAAUUCAGACAGACAAAUGGCUUUAACGGAAGCAUAUACCAUCAAAAAACAACCUUGAAGCUCAAGGUAGGGCUGUCUUUAAAGAUAAAUCAGUUAUUGUGAAAAUCUUUAUGGGACUUUUACUUCCAGAACCAGACUUUUGCGCUCUAUUCAUUUAAAUCAUAUAUGAUGAUGAAAAGUUGUUUUGGAUUAAACAUGAUUUGGAAUUUGCUCAUGCAGUUUCCAGGAAAUGGCAUAAUUUUACGAUGAAUUACUUCAUUCAUACUUCAACGUUGAAACACUUGAAAUUACUGAAAUUUGGGUGGGCGAAAAUAAUUUCUGCAUAAAGCAAUAGAUAAUAAAGGAGAAUUAUUCAGAUAAAUUUGGUAAGUAUAUGUAGGGUGUCCCACUUUGUACCUGACAAACUGAUCAGCCUUACAGACUCAAAAAGGGUAGGGGUUGAUAUAAGGCCUUUUUAGCCUACUAGUAACAAAACAGGGCACCUUCCACCAAUGGAUAUACAGUAAAUGUGUCAUGGCCAUAACGAAAGAAAAAACUUGACAAGUGGCAUCUCUUUAUGAAGCGUAGAUCUUUAGACACAUGCCUCACUUCAUUGUAGAAAUACAGCAACAUAAUUUGUAUGCCUACUGAACUUGUGCACUGAGUUUAAAUUGACUAGUCAUAGGUAACAGUAGCUACUGUUAGACUGGGAGUAUUCUCCUACAAUAACUUGCAGCAUUGUGCCGAAUUGUGUUGUGUAUAGAGGAGAAAAUGUUGUGAUCAUGUUUAAUUAUUUAAGAUGAAUCUAAUAGUUAUCACCUCAUGGAGGGAAGAGAGACACAUUAUGUUUUGGAGUUAUAAGUUAUACUGGUAUAAAUUGCCUUAAAGUUAAUGUGUAGUACAUGCCUAGCACCUUGUUCUGUGACAGUGGUUGGUACUUCAGUUAAAGUGUAAUUUGGACAUCCACCUGUUAAAUUUCUCUCUGUUUUUAUUAUGGGUUUAAAAGGUGUGUGAGUGGGGUGGGUGGUGGGGGGGUGUUGAGUUACAAUUGCACUUGUUAACUUUUUACUG